This is a messenger RNA of Penicillium griseofulvum, 1755 nucleotides long. RefSeq names its product glycoside hydrolase family 13 protein. Gene Ontology annotation, molecular function: alpha-amylase activity. The record is from RefSeq and is a predicted model, not a curated record. Lineage: Eukaryota; Fungi; Ascomycota; Eurotiomycetes; Eurotiales; Aspergillaceae. The transcript has 3 exons. Gene Ontology annotation, biological process: oligosaccharide catabolic process. Bases 1 to 1755 code for a protein of 584 amino acids.
AUGUCACCACACGCGACACGGGAUACAGCCGUUCCUACGGGAACCAAUAACUGGUGGAAAGAAGCUACCGUAUACCAGGUAUACCCAGCUUCCUUCUAUGACACAAAUGGUGAUGGCUGGGGCGAUAUCCCGGGUGUUGUCAAAAAGGUCGAUUACCUCCAGUCGAUAGGGGUUGACGUCGUGUGGCUAUCGCCAAUGUACGACUCACCCAUGCACGAUAUGGGCUAUGACAUCUCCGACUAUGAAAAUGUGCUCCCUGCUUAUGGAACCGUACAAGACGUGGAGAAUCUUGUGGAAGCUUGUCACUCGCGAGGCAUGAAAUUGAUUCUAGACCUGGUCGUCAACCACUCGAGCGAUCAGCAUGCUUGGUUCCAGGAAAGCCGGAGUAGCAAGGACAAUGACAAACGCGAUUGGUACUUCUGGCGCCCUCCUCGAUAUGAUGAGGCAGGCAAUCGGAUGCCCCCAAGUAAUUAUCGGGGUUAUUUUGCAGGAAGCACAUGGACCUGGGAUGAGAAGACGGAAGAAUACUACCUACACCUCUAUGCCAAAGAGCAACCCGAUCUCAACUGGGAUAACAAAGCCACACGUGAGGCCAUCUACAACAGCGCAGUGCGAUUCUGGCUAGACAAAGGUGUCGAUGGUUUCCGGGUGGACACAGUGAACAAAUACAGCAAACACACAGACUUCCCAGAUGCCCCCAUUACAGAUCCGAAAAGCUACAUCCAACCCGCCAUUGGAAUGUGGUGCAACGGCCCCCGAAUCCACGAGUUCCUCCGCGAAAUGUAUGACGAGUCACUUGCCCCGUACGGGGAUGUCAUGACUGUGGGCGAACUGGCCAAUACACCCAAUCCCAAGAAUGUCCUUGAAUAUGUGGGAGCGUCAGCUAAGGAGCUGAGCAUGGUCUUCCACUUGGACAUCGGCCAUAUUGGCAUGGGGCCUACCCUGGAGGAGAAGUACAUUUUUACGCCAUGGAAGUUGACAAAGAUGAAAUCCAUUGUGGAGAAGUGGCAGUCUUUCAUUGAGGGCACAGAUGGCUGGACUACCGCUUUCUGUGAGAAUCAUGACAAUGGACGGUCUGUCUCUCGGUUUGGAUCGGACACACCUGAAUUCCGGGAGAUCUCUGCCAAAAUGCUGGCUCUGAUGAUGGUGACCAUGACUGGGACUCUGUUCAUCUAUCAGGGACAGGAGAUUGGCAUGAUCAAUGCACCACGCGAGUGGCCCAUUGAAGAAUACAAGGACAUUGAAGGAUUGGGGUAUUACCGAGAAGCAGAGCAGCGCAGUGAGAGUGGGGCCGACCCUACUCGCAAAGAGCGCAUCAUGGAUGGUCUCCGAAUUCUAGCUCGCGAUCAUUCCAGGCUGCCAAUGCAGUGGGAUGACUCGGAACAUGCUGGUUUCACUACUGGGAAACCGUGGAUGCGAGCUCACGAUCUUUAUGGUGAGAUCAAUGUAAAGAAGCAGCAGAAUGACACAUCAAGUGUGCUAUCUUUUUGGAAGGAUGUUCUACGCCUGAGAAAGGAAUACCGGGAGUUGUUCAUCCACGGUGCAUUUGAAGUGCUUGACUACGAGAAUCAAGAGACUUUUUGUUUUGUGAAGUCGAGAGAUGAUAAACGAGCAUUGGUCGUUCUUAACUUCACUGAUAAGUCUCAGCCAUUUACACAAGCUGAGAAAACCACAGGCAUGAAAUUGCUUGUGGGCAACUACUCCGAUUCGUCACUGGAAACCUUGAAGCCCUUCGAAGGACGUGUCUAUAUUUGA